AUGGCGCAACUCCUUGUGCCGAUACUGCUCCUCCUCCUGGUCUCCCACGUCCCCGUCGACCCCCUCAGCACGCUCCUCAACGAAAAGGACGACGCCGUCAGCUCCCCCUCAUCAUCACAGUUAGCGCCUGCACCAUCCGUCCGCAGCAGCGACAAUGACGACGACAAGGAGGAGGAGAAGGAGCAGGAUGAGGAGAAGACGACGGAGGGGCUUGUGUCCUUCACCAACGGCACGGGGUCGUACAAACGCAUGCCCCGCAAGUUCGUCAACGGGCACAACAUGGUGAAGGCGCGCUACGCUACGGCGUGCCGCCGAUGA
Phragmites australis (common reed) is the source of this 318-nucleotide messenger RNA. RefSeq lists its product as uncharacterized. The record is from RefSeq and is a predicted model, not a curated record. NCBI's taxonomy places the organism in Eukaryota, Viridiplantae, Streptophyta, Magnoliopsida, Poales, Poaceae. The transcript has a single exon. Bases 1 to 318 code for a protein of 105 amino acids.